AUGUUCUCGGCACUGGCAAAGACCCGUCCGCGGUAUUUGGCCACAAACCUCGGGCGAAAAGCCACUAGAUCCCACUCGACAAGGGCUUCAUCCUCGAAUACUAGGAUCGCAAUUGCAACUACCGGCUUGAUAAGUGCACCGGGUAUCUGGUGGUGGACAACGGCCCGCGAUGAUGUACCCAACAUUGACAGUUCGCCCGGGGAGCCCUCAGAUGAGCCAAGCCUUUCCCGCGGAGAAGUCAGCCGCAGAUUAUCGAAAGACGCAUUCUCGUACGAGGUCAACAGCAUUACCGGUAUCAAUCGGUACGAUGGCACGCAGCUUGCAUCGAACAGCCCCUGUGAAGACCGAUUUGUCCACGGCAAAUUCUCGCCAUGGAACGAAAGUGACAAGUGGAUGUCUUGGGCUGUCUUUGACGGACAUGCAGGCUGGCAGACUGCUGACUUGUUGACGAAGCAACUCUUGCCUUUUGUCAGAAACAAUUUGAGUCAAAUCAAACCAUCCGCCGAGGGAGUUACCUCAGAUCAGUCGGUCCAGCAUGCUGUGGUGAAGGCGUUUGUGGAUCUUGAUGACUCGAUCAUUCAGACUGCGUUGGCUACUUCUCAGAGCGAGAUGUCCUUGCAAGAAAAGGCGAAGAAGUUGGCACCGGCCUACGCUGGAUCUUGCGCAUUGCUAUCUCUCUACGAUUCUCUCACCUCAACAUUACAUGUUGCGUGCACUGGUGACUCGAGGGCGGUUCUAGGAAGAAAGGGAGCGGAUGGGAAAUGGGAGGCCAUUCCUCUAUCGAUAGACCAGGCCGGCACGAAUGAAGACGAGGUUGCUCGGCUCUACAAAGAACACCCCGGGGAAGAAAACAUCGUCAAAAACGGACGAGUUCUUGGAAUCAUGGUCUCGCGCGGGUUCGGAGACAGCAGGUGGAAAUGGCCUUUGGAGUUCCAACAAAAGAUGAAAGAUCAUUUCAACGGCCCAGCACCAUUGACACCAAGAUAUGACGUCCGCACACCACCAUAUUUAACCGCCGAGCCCGUCGUGACCAGCACCAAGAUCGAUCCCAGCCAGCCUUCAUUCCUAAUCAUGGCAACGGAUGGAUUGUGGGAUAAUCUGUCCAGUCAGCAGGGCGUCAAUUUGGUAGGAACAUGGCUGGAGUCACGGGCUCAAAAACCUAGCAGUCCAGACCCAGUAUACCUGCCAUUCGACUUUGGUCAGUUCCGCGAAGGUGUGGACUGGAAGUUUGUAGAGGAGCGGACGACCACGCAAGACAAGAACGCUGCAGUGCAUCUUGUGCGCAACUCUCUGGGUGGAAAUCACCAUGAGUUGAUUGCUGGCCGACUUGCAUUUGACUCUCCUUUCUCCCGUUAUGUGCGCGAUGACAUUACGGUGCAGGUUGUGUUUUUCAAUACUGGGGAUAAGUCAUCAUAG
Penicillium salamii is the source of this 1416-nucleotide messenger RNA. The record is from the annotation of a GenBank genome assembly. NCBI's taxonomy places the organism in Eukaryota, Fungi, Ascomycota, Eurotiomycetes, Eurotiales, Aspergillaceae.